This is a messenger RNA of Lobosporangium transversale, 1276 nucleotides long. RefSeq names its product serine/threonine-protein kinase PRKX-like protein. The coding region runs from base 135 to 1154 and encodes 339 amino acids. Gene Ontology annotation, cellular component: nucleus; cAMP-dependent protein kinase complex. Gene Ontology annotation, biological process: peptidyl-serine phosphorylation. NCBI's taxonomy places the organism in Eukaryota, Fungi, Mortierellomycota, Mortierellomycetes, Mortierellales, Mortierellaceae. The record is from RefSeq and is a predicted model, not a curated record. Gene Ontology annotation, molecular function: ATP binding; cAMP-dependent protein kinase activity. The transcript is spliced from 4 exons.
AGGCUAUUCUACUUUUUCUCAUGACUUGUGGGGAUACGAGGGUGAAACGAUGUUAGUACAGUGCAAAGAGAGGGGGAUGGAGAGGGUGUGUGUAUUUGUGAGCUUGAAAUACCAAUGUGAUAUUGAACUUUUUUAUGCAUUGUCAUGAUCGACUGCACUAUCACAGUCAGCUCGGUCUGAGAAGGAUAGUGUCUUUAUUUUCAGGAAGAAGCUCAUGCUUUUUGUUUCUUUUUUCUAAUGAUUUAGGUACGGGAACGUUCGGACGUGUCUAUUUGACAAAGUUCCGCCGUGAACCUUCAUAUUAUGCAAUGAAAGUACUUAAAAAAACCGAGGUUGUACGGCUUAAACAGGUCGAGCAUAUCAACUCCGAAAAGCAAAUCCUUUCCCAAGUUGAUUUUCCAUUUAUUGUCAAUCUAUUUACUACCUUCCAAGACGACCGGAACCUCUAUAUGUUGCUCGAGUAUGUCAUUGGAGGAGAGCUUUUUUCACAUCUGCGGAAGGCCGGAAGGUUUACAAACGACAUGACGCGCUUCUAUGCAGCCGAAAUUGUUCUUGCAAUCGAGUAUCUACAUUCAAGGGAUAUCAUCUAUCGUGACUUGAAGCCGGAAAAUCUUCUUCUUGAUUCCAAAGGGCACAUCAAAAUUACAGACUUUGGAUUUGCAAAGAGAGUUGAAGACAGAACAUGGACACUGUGUGGAACACCAGAGUACUUGGCGCCUGAAAUUAUUCAAUCAAAAGGACAUGGAAAGCCUGUAGACUGGUGGGCAUUAGGCAUUUUGAUCUUUGAGAUGUUAGCAGGAUAUCCACCAUUCUUUGAUGACAAUCCAUUUGGUAUCUAUGAAAAGAUCCUGGCAGGCCGCAUCUACUUCCCUUCACAUAUUGACCCCCAGGCAAAGGACUUGAUCAAGAGACUUCUCACUGCAGACCGGACAAGACGACUAGGCAACUUGAAGGAUGGAUCAAAUGAUAUCAGGAAUCAUAAGUGGUUCCGUGGAGUCGACUGGCAAGGUCUGUUAAACAGGACUGUGAAAGCACCUAUUGAGCCACCAUUUGUUCAUCCUGGCGAUACAGGCAAUUUUGAAAAGUAUCCCGAGGUGACAGACGAAGAUACGGCCGAUGGCGACCCCUACCGGUCACUGUUUGCCAACUUUUGAUAUGAUGCCGGAAAGAUUAGCAACCAAAGCAGCAUACCUCAUCAAUACCAUUCUCCCGAUAGUCAGCCAACGUCAUCAGAGCAGGCAUUUCAGUCUUUUGAAGCACAAGAGCAGCAAUCUCA